AUGCCCCGGGGCCACCCCAGGCAGCGAGUCGGCCGGCCGGGCUGUAGAGCCGGUGGUCGGGCCCCGCCGCUGCCGGGUGCAAGCCGCUGCAGCUCCGGAUCCCGCGGCGGCUCGCGCUCUGGCCGGGACAACUUUUCUCCAGCCUCCAAGGCGGCCGCGGCCCGCCCCGCCCCCGGGCCGCCCACUCGACCCCGCCCACCCCUGGGCCCCGCCCCUGGGCCCGCCCCUGGCCGGAGGCUGGUGAAGGAUGCCGGGGAGAAAGUGCUAGCGUCUGGGAGCCGGCGCGCAGAAGAGGAGGUGAGGCGCCGAGGCUCAAGGGUUGCGCCCAUGGGGUCUCCCCCCCCACUCCCCGCAGCCUCCCGCCUUUAUGGCCUGUGGCUUGAGUCCCGGAGAGUUCUGCGCAGGAGGAGUUCCCUGAUGGAUGCCACGGAGAUGGAGUUUGCACAGCACUGCCUCUCAAACGUCAGCACCCGGGAGGCCUGGCAGGGAAGAGAGGCUCUGCGGUGUCUUCUUUCAUCAACAGACCUGCAGCGAUAUUUACUCCAGGACGGGCAUGAGAAUUCCCCCUCCGUGUGCCAGGCUGUGGCCACGUGGCACAACCAGAAGCAGCACAUUGGGGUCCACCCUCGAGACCUGAGGCAGAACCCAAACUCGGCUGAGAUGGAAAAUUCUAGACAUCUGCUGGUGGAGCGUUCUUUGACCUCAUCGACUGGAUAUGAAUAG
Messenger RNA from Rangifer tarandus platyrhynchus (Svalbard reindeer), 723 nucleotides. The record is from the annotation of a GenBank genome assembly. Lineage: Eukaryota; Metazoa; Chordata; Mammalia; Artiodactyla; Cervidae.